Molecule: messenger RNA, 1366 nt
Organism: Musca domestica (house fly)
Lineage: Eukaryota; Metazoa; Arthropoda; Insecta; Diptera; Muscidae
Product: putative nuclease HARBI1
Exons: 5
Coding region: 133-900 (255 amino acids)
Source: RefSeq, a predicted model, not a curated record
AAAAAUGGAAAAUAUAUUGGAAAAUCCCAAUUUAUUGGUGUCUUUCAUAAACUUAUGGUCAUAAAAUAGUCCUAUUCAAUUGUGAAUCCCCGUUCCCAAAAUUUCUUAAUCGCGUAAUUCUUGUGAGCUCGCAUGUUUCGAGCAAUCAGCUGUUUUUAUUCGAACAUAACAGCUGUUGGAAAUUACAAUACAAUAAUUUUUGCAAAAAUGUAUAGAAUUGGAUCGCUUAUUUAUUUACUCAAUAAUGAGGAAGAAAUGGAAAAGCAUAAAAGUGAGAAAAUGUUGAGACGUAAUAUACGCGAUGCUUCAAAUCCAUUGGAGCUUUCAAAUACUGAGUUUUGUCAAUAUUAUAGACUAAACAAAUCUGGAAUUACUCACUUCAGCAUUGCCAAAAACGCAAAGGAAAGUAGCCAUACCUCCAAUUGUAAAAUUAACGCUUGUUUACGAUUUUUUGCAGAGGGGUCAUAUCAAAAAGGUAUUGGUAGAGACUAUCAGGUGACAAUGGCACAAUCAACCUUUAGUGAAGUGCUAUCGGAGUUCCUGAAUGCAGUAGAAAAUUCAAUUUGUCAGCAAUGGAUAACGUAUCCAACACGGGAUGAGAGUAAAAUCUACGCGCAAGCGUUUUACAGCAAGUUUGGAAUACCAGGUGUUUUGGGUUGUACAGACGGCACUCAUAUUGUUAUAAUUUCACCGAAGGAGGGGAAGCAUUUGUAUUAUAACCGAAAGGGACGAUUCAGCUUAAACGUGACACUUAUAUGUGACCAUGAAAUGCGCAUACGCUUCAUGGACACUACACAUCCAGGAGGAUGUAAUGACUCUUUUGUCUGGAGUAUGAGCCCAAUUAGAAAAGAAAUGGAGAGAUCAUUUGGAAGAAGGAACAAACAUGUGGUUGUUAGGUGAUGCAGGCUAUCCUCUGGAACCCUGGCUUAUUACGCCUUUUAGAAAUGCCGAUGUUGGAACUGUGGAGAUGAAAUUCAAUGACACACAUACGAUGUGCCGGAACAUAAUAGAGAAAACGAAUGGUGUUCUAAAAAAUAGGUGGAGAUGUCUACUGGGUGCAAGGGAAUUACAUUACAAUCCCAAAAAGGCUAUUCAAAUAACAAAUGUUUGCACUGCACUCCACAAUAUCUGCAUUACUUAUAGAUGUAAUGAAGUACCUAGUAACGUUUUUCAAGAUUACAAUAAUGAUACAAGUGUGUACACCAGAGGGCUGCAAUGAGUAUGAUUGAGUAUGCUUGAUCACACACAGUGGAAAUACAAUCAAACUCAAUCAGUCGGUCAGAUGCAACAUGUUCAUUCGAGUUACUCAAGCCAAACGAAAAAGUUGUGAUCAAACAUGUAUUGAUCGAAGUUUUGUGAUCGCAAU